ACGGAGCAGAGAUCUCGGGAGAUUUCGCCCAAGAUGUCUUAGCGUCCGAGUCUAUUGUACAGCCUUGCUUUGGCCGUCCGGCUGCUAGAGACUUGAAACACAAUAGGCCUGAUGUACCCCUAAGCACGGGCGUGGGGAGGCAGGACAAUGUCGACGAACCUCCGAAUCGCUAUGUAUACGUUCUCUCCCAAGUGCAGUGUCAUUGACGUAUCCUGUCAUCGUAAACUGAACGAUCGCUAUGGCUAACGAUCUACCAGCGACCACGGCAGCUCUUGAUGGCAUACAAGUCGAGGCACAGAUGCAAUCACUGGACAUUAGACGCAGCACCUUGGCGCCCUUGUGUUUUCUUCUCUAUGAUAUCCUGCUUACAACUGAUCUCGAGAUCAUUCAUAUUUGGAGAACGCCCUGGGCAUCAUCCAAGCCAUUCUACUUCAUCGCUCGCUAUUACUCCCUCAUCGCGCUCAUUGUGAGGAAUCUGUACUCGAUGACAUGCAGAGAAUGGAUCGUCUACGAGAGCGUAUCGAGUCUGGUUCUUGAGCUGAGUGUCCAACUCUUGCUCAUACUCAGACUAUUCGCCAUGUAUCUCGGAAGUAAAGCCACGAUGCGUGUCAUGAUGAUCUCGUUCGCCAUUCAAGCGAUCAUUAUGGCCAUUUGUAUAGGCCUGAGCGUCCCGCGGUUAUUGGUGAGCCCCAACUGCGUGGAAGCGACAAUCCCCUUGGAGUUGGUCAUUUACUGCAUCGUCUCAAUCAUGUUUGAGUCGUUCCUCUUCUCGCUUACCCUCUCUCGGUAUCGCCGUGCCAAGCGAGAAGGUAUGGCAAAUCUUGAUCUUAUGAACGUUUUGGUCCGCGAUGGUAUGCUUGCAUUCGGAGUCAUCUUCGCUGCAAUGGUGACGAACACCGUGUUGUUCACGCUCGGUGCAAGGACGGUAUCCACGGCAGGUUUCCCGUGGCUUCUGGCUAUUCUUGGCUGUGCAGGCUCUCGCCUCGUGCUGAACGUGAGGGAGGUCAAUCGUCCACAUAAGACACCAUCGUCACUUGGUGACUUCGAAGUGACUUCUGACAUCUAUCGGGCCCUGGACCAAUGUGAUCCUGACGACGAUGAGGCUGACGACGAAGUGCUGGAGCUCAAGAAGAAGCUGAAUGCACCUCUUCCUUUGGAACAUCAGCACGCGGCAGAUCCGGAACGAAGACCACUCGCGGUUUGACAGGCAUCCACAUCCUACCUUACUAAUCCACUUGUACUACUAUAUCGAUUGUAUA
This is a messenger RNA of Rhodofomes roseus, 1259 nucleotides long. RefSeq lists its product as uncharacterized. NCBI's taxonomy places the organism in Eukaryota, Fungi, Basidiomycota, Agaricomycetes, Polyporales, Fomitopsidaceae. The record is from RefSeq and is a predicted model, not a curated record. The transcript has 10 exons. The coding region runs from base 239 to 1204 and encodes 321 amino acids.